AUGCGUCAAGGCGGACGUGUCUGCGCCGUUGCCGUGCCGUCGCUGUUGCUGCCACUUUGUGUGUUUGUUUCUCGUCAUUUUUUCUCCACGAGUAGAGGAUCUCAAAUGACACACUGCGCCUCUCGCGCGGAGGCGGACGGCUCAAAAGACGUUGGCGACACCGCGUGGCGAAAGCGACUGACACCAGUACAAUUUCACAUUCUACGAGAGAAGGGCACUGACCCGCGUUAUGGGCCGUACGACAGUUACUCUGCACCUGGCGAUUAUUUGUGUGCCGCAUGUGGCACGCGGCUGUACACGUCGGAGAUGAAAUUUCUUUGCAGCUGCGGCUGGCCAGCGUUUUGGGACUGCGUGCCGGGUGCGGUACGAGAGGAGCCUGACAGUGACGGGAUUCGCACGGAGAUUUUGUGCAACGCAUGUAACAGUCACUUGGGCCACGUCUUCCGCGGUGAGGGGUUCCACAACCCACCGCCGAAUGAGCGACACUGCGUAAACAACACCUCCCUCCAAUUUCAGCCGCGACAGUGA
Messenger RNA from Trypanosoma rangeli, 528 nucleotides. RefSeq names its product peptide methionine sulfoxide reductase B8. Gene Ontology annotation, molecular function: peptide-methionine (R)-S-oxide reductase activity. The coding region runs from base 1 to 528 and encodes 175 amino acids. The record is from RefSeq and is a predicted model, not a curated record. Lineage: Eukaryota; Euglenozoa; Kinetoplastea; Trypanosomatida; Trypanosomatidae. Gene Ontology annotation, biological process: response to oxidative stress; protein repair. The transcript has a single exon.